This is a messenger RNA of Aegilops tauschii subsp. strangulata, 933 nucleotides long. RefSeq lists its product as uncharacterized. The record is from RefSeq and is a predicted model, not a curated record. NCBI's taxonomy places the organism in Eukaryota, Viridiplantae, Streptophyta, Magnoliopsida, Poales, Poaceae.
AUGUGUCGCCGCGCCGUCGUUGCUGCACCGCCUGCAUCUGCUGUCUUGCUGGGCUCCGGCUCCUCCGGCGCGGACGCGGCCCGUGUCAUGGAGAUGCAGCCUCUGCCGACCUUGCCGCUGGAGGCUGAACGUGGGCGCAGCGUCGCGCGACACCCCUCACCACGCGCUGCCCGGCGUCGGUCUCAGGAGAGCCUCACGCCACCAGUCUCGCCUCCGCUGUCGCCAACUACCGUCCUUCCGCCGUCUCCGAGGUCCAUGAGGAAUGAAGCCCGGUCGGCUGCGCUUGUGCCGAACAUGCCAAGCCCGGCGCUGCUCAAGCUUUGCUCGCCCCAGAUGCUGCUGCUGCCUGUUCCGUCGCCUUCCAGGCCGCCGGGGUUUGAGGCCUCCCCAACGCCACCCCUGUUGUCCAGUGGGCUGCUGCGCCGAACUCCUUCGCCUGUGCGGCAUCGUAGGGCUGUUGUCGGUGCGGUCGGCCUCCAGUGCCUUGCACCCCUGUUUGAAGAUCGCCAGGAAGCCAUCCUGCCCACACCCACCCCUGCUCCAACGCCACCCCGAGCCCCUGCUGCACGCAGGAAAACCAUGGCUGGUGUGACCAUCUCCAGGGUUGGCGGUGCUCUUUCGCUGCACAAGACGUGGGCGGCAAGCCGCCCCAGGGCCACGCCGGUGGCUACAGCGGCAGAAAUUCUGGUCUGUCGCUCCCUCGGCAUCGUCAAGGAUGGUGAGGACGUGACUGCUGCAGCCCUUGAUGCCUUCGCGGAGCGCUUCAAAGCGCACCUGUCGUCGGAGGUGAUCACGGCCAUGAGGGGGCUUUUUAAGCUGGACGACGCGAAUGCGCAUGCUGUGGAGGAGGCCCUCCUGUCGCAUGGUGGGGGUGGCGCGCUGGACCUGGAGAGGGCCGAUGAGGAGGCCGAGCUCCAGCAGGCUGCAACCUAA